AGGACGUUCACGCACGGCGUUGCUGAGUGUUUUUCUCUUGAUGGGCUGGUCGUUCGCAACGUACAGCAGCGUUUUGUUGAUUUUGGUUUAUGUCAAACCAUCAGUGUGAGAGAGAAAGAGAGAGGGCAAGCAGCUAAAUUGUGACAGCUCGCUUUUUAUGUACGGGCAUUUUGAAGUGAAAAAAAGUUCAUCAUUUAGACAUUACUAAACUGCGAAGUUAAAGAAGAACACUGUGAAAAAAACGAAUAAACAACAAACGGUUCUAAGCCAUCUAUCCACAACACAAAGGAUUUGAGUCCUGUUUAACGGAAGGAGUAGUGUGUUUUGGAAAGUUUUCUUCAACAGUGUACGUUGUGUGUAUCGAAAAAGAUCAAUCGUUCGGUUCGUCGAUAAAUUUGUCCCCCAGCCAGGACUACGAUGGAAGGGCUUACAGUGGCUUCGGCGGAUGACGAUUCCGCUGCGGAUGGUGGCGGUGGGGGAGGCGCAGCAGGGAGCGAUGUAAGCAACGAAGAAACCCGAAGAUGCAAUGCCCAUCGAGCUGCCAGACCACCCAUAGGCUGUGGAGGACCCAAAACUAGCAACACGUUGACGACGGGAAUGGCGGGAACAAUGAUGGUCGGUUGUGGUGGCGGUGGUGGAGGCGGAGGAGGAGUUCACAACCGGAAGAAAAAGCAACAACAACGACAGCAGCAGCAGCUACUGUUGUUGCAUCAACACCAACAGCAGCAACAACUACAGCUGCAUGGAGGAGGUAAAAAGCAGAAGAAGCAACAGAAGUGGAAAGCUAACAAGUACCGCGGGGGAAGGGGAGGCGGCCUAGAUCGGAAAGCCGGUACGGCGAGAGGACGAAAUGAGGAUAUGCCUUCGAACAAUGGUAUCUUGGCCAGUGAAGAUGAUCCAGGAGUAGCUGGCGUUGUUGGUGGAACGUUACCGGCCUCUGGUGAUACCCAAAAUCAACCGCAAUCUGAGCAACCCGGAUCUUUUCAUCAACUUCAUCAGGGCGUCGGCAAGAGCAAUGCACAAUCUACUCUGCAGUCGAGCAGCAUAGCGCAACAGGGGUCCCACCCACACCAACAAACAUCUUCCGUCGGUUCCCAACAGCAGCAAGGUCAUGGCGGUCCACAGCCGCUAGCUGCCGUACAAUCACAGAAGGGCAAACAUUCAAAGCAGCAGAACCUCAGCCCGAUGGGCCUGCGGAACAAGCGGCUCCAGUCCGUGUCGAAGUUUUUUCUCCCCGAUAAGCGCCCGCGCAAAGACUGCAUCGUACCACCGACAAAGUUCCUGCUCGGUGGCAACAUCUCCGAUCCGCUCAAUCUCAACAGCCUCCAGAACGAGUCCGAGAAUGCCGUCACACCGAAAUCGUCCCCCAUACCGACACCGCCGCACUAUAAGGCGAAGAUCGAGGUGAUCAUUCCGCCGAACAUUAACGAUCCGCUGCAUUUGCUCGAUCCGGUCGAUUCGGUUGAGUACGAGAUGCAACUGUGUUCACCAAUGAAACGGAAGCAGCGACCGCGCAACAAACGUAAGCGCAAAUCACGUACCGCUACGGACAGACAUUUGGACGGACCGCCUCUGCUGGCAGCGGAUCAGCUUCCUCCACCAACGGGCGCGGUGGUGGAAGGCAGGGAGGGUGUAGGGCAGGGACUGGAAGAGGCGGCCACCGCAGAAGAGGCGUCAUUCACUGGCAUCGGACAGAAGUUUGGCGAGUCCACUAGUGGUGAUUCACGAAAUCCGCUGGCGACGGAUGGAUUUCCCUUUCCGGACACGGGUGCCUCGCAUCAUCAUCAUCAUCAUCAUCAAUAUCUAGCCCAGCAGCACCAGCAGAGUGGUCUUCUAGUUCAGCAAAGUAAUUACACUGCUGGUCCUGGCGCUGGAGGAUCUUCUUUAGCAGGGUUUGGCAGUAGUGUGCACGUUGGUGCCAGUGGAAGCACUGCGACCGGAAACGUCACACAACCGGACCAGCUGGAUCGCGAGCGGGAAAAAGCGAUGCGAAACCUCAAGCUCGAUCUCGAAAGUGCUGGUGGGCGGAAGCGGCGCACCAGCGAGAGUACAAACAGCACCAAGAACAAGCUCCGGCGAAUGGACUCGAUGGACAAGAUCGUGAGUCCCGUGAUUCCACAGCCGGGCGGUUGGAAACGGGCGCACUGGCCAGCGAACGCAGGUGGUAGCGGAGCGGCAGGCAGUGCCGGUCGCAAUCGGACACGCACCUUUUCCACUGCCUCGAACACCGAAGAGCAACAUGGCGACGGGGAGGGGGGUACUGCAAACGAUGCUCCACAAAUUGUUCUAGACACAAAUCGUCAUCAAUCGGUCGAAAGGUCAAACUCACUUUCGGCUAGUGGUGGGGCGGUUGGUGUUGGGCUGCCAACGGAUGUUGCACGGGGCCCAGAAGAGUUGGCAACUCAGCAGGUUAAACCGGCAGGCUCGACUGAUGAAGAGCACCAAGGGGGAGGGGAGCGUACCGGUGGCACGGUCAGUAUCAUUCCUCGUCCGCUGACGGCUCUUGCAGCCUCGAGUAGAUAUCACUAUGGAAACUACGAUCGUUACUAUGGCUACCAUAGCUUGAACGAGUUUAUAGACGUGCGGUUGAAGGUGUUUUUGCGCAACCCGUACCUGUUUCGCGAUAAGGAUAUCCUGGAUAUUGGCUGCAACGUUGGCCUGAUGACAAUCGCAGUAGCAAAGAUGCUGCACACGAAAACAAUCACCGGCAUCGACGUGGAUGGCAAGUUGAUUGCGAAAGCACGUAAAAAUCUGGCCAACUACGUGCGGCUACCGAAGAAGACCAUGUCUGCAAUGGCCGGACGGAGAGCGAUAUCAACAGCAAGUGCCACCGUCACCUCCGAUAGGCAGCAAAAGCACGAGCACGAACUAAAGGAUGAAGAUCUACCGACACCAAACAUUAGUGCGGCCACGGCACCGUUAGCGACACCCAUGCACGUACCGGAACUACCAGCAGGAGACAGGAUAGAGAGUUGCACUGACGACGGAGCAACAGGUGGUACCGAUGAGAUGCUUGAAGGGCUGAUCAAGUCUUCCGAUUCUGUAUCGGUUGCGACCGAUCCUGACGAAAGCGUUGCAAAUGUUGCGAAAAUCGAAACGGAGCAACCGGCUACUACCACCUUGGGGGAAGCGGCUGGGCAGGACGAACCACAGCUAUUAGCCGAAGAUCCGGAGCAAGCUAAACAGUUUGAGUUAAAGCAUUCCGCUUUGGUGCAGCGCUUAAGGCAGAAACGUCACCGGAAGCAGUUCGGUGGGAAACAUCAGAAGAAGAAUCAACAUCACCACCAGCAUCACUUACGCCACGGUAGUAGCGCUAACCAAGCGACCGCCGGUGGCCGGGGGAAAACAGAAUACGCACACUACUUUCCCAUCUCGUUUCCGCUUACGAUGGGAAAUCUGAGCGGAAAGGAAUAUCAGAUGGACAUCGGAAGGCCGGAAAAUAAAUUCCCCCAUAAUGUUCGGUUUAAAACGAUGAACUACGUUGUCAAAGAUGAGUCGUUCAUCAACAACGACACCCAACAGUACGAUCUGAUACUGUGCCUUUCCGUGACCAAAUGGAUUCACCUCAACUACGGGGAUGCGGGUCUCAAAAUAGCUUUCAAAAGGAUGUUUAACCAUCUCCGGCCAGGUGGUAAACUCAUCCUGGAAGCCCAAAACUGGGCCAGUUAUAAGAAGAAGAAAAAACUAACGGAAACUAUUUUCGAAAACUAUAAGAACAUUGAGUUCUUUCCUAAUCGCUUCCACGAUUACUUGCUCAGUCCCGAGGUUGGAUUUAGUCACAGCUAUCCGCUGGGGAUACCGCGCCAUUUAAGCAAAGGUUUUCGAAGGCCUAUACAGCUUUACAUAAAAGGUGAUUUCACGCCGUCCCAGGCAAAAUGGAGUGAUACGUAUCAUCCGGGAACACCGUACGAAAACCAUCGCGGUAUUUACACGGACAUUGUGACCGCUUCGCAAACGGCUGGCAACUGCAUUUGGGGUGCAAUGACCCCGUACGCACCGAGUUACAGCUAUCGGCAGCCAUCAACCCCCUCACACGUUGGCGGUAGUGGUGGAAGUGGUGGUGGUGGUGGUGGCGGCGGCGGUAGUGGCAGUGGUGGUGGUAGUGGGGGAUUCGCCUGUACCUCUCCGUACUACAAUCCGCGUCAAACGGACAGCUAUCUGCCGAGUUACGAUAAUAUUGGCAACAAUCAUCGCCCGGGAAGCUACUGCUUCGCGUCGCCACUCUACUACUCGACCACCUGGUCGCCUCCUUCGGAGAUGAUGGCAACGAGUGGUGGUGGCGGUGGAUCGUAUCGCCGGUCCGCUUCAAACACGCCCAACUCGGCCAGUAUCAGAAGCACGGAUAACGAUGAACAUUAUUAUGCCGGUGCGGCAGGAGGUGGUGGCAGCCAGCGACGUCAUCACGUGUAUCCACCGAUCGAUGUGUUUUCGCCAAUGCUCGGGCACGAGCAUAUGCGGUCCUCGGGCAGUUUCCGCAAUGGUGGUGGAGGUGCUAUGACCGAUUCAGACUCGGAACCCUCGUCGAAUUCGGCUUCGCAAACUCCCACACGGCAGCAGCAGUUCCUGACGGACGAUCAAUCUAAUUCGCCAAGUGGCCAUUCUCAGCCUGAUAAGUAAAAUGUAUGCCGCCGCGAGGAUACAUUUGCCCCUGUGAUCGUUUUUUUUUUAAAACAAACUAUCAAAUCAGCCACAUUCGAAGAAAAUGAGUGCUCUGAAAACAGUAAAACAGGAGGACUUUUGUAGAUUCAGGGACGAGACGUAGUCACACAAGCACAAAACACCAUGGUAUUUGUGCGUGCCAACGUGAUAAAGAUUUCAGACGACAGUGUUUCUUUAAGAUUCAACAACGGAACCAAAAACAAAAGAAAAGAGAAGCGAACUUUACAUCUUUAUCUCGUAUUUGCAACUUUGCACCAACUGACUAAAGCACAAUUCUUUACUACAAAUAAUAUGCAUAGUGUCGCUUUCGAAAGUGGCAAUGUUUGGCUAAGUGUUUCCAAGUUGAGUGAUUGAUCGAAGGUAUUUUACUUAUUUGUUUUUGUUAGUUUCCUUCUCCGGCCAGUUGCGAAUGACGGGUGGGGCUAGGAUAAGGCUUUCUCUAAUUUUAAUCGUUCUUUUCUGCGUAACACUAACAGCGAUUUACAGGUGGACAGUUAGUACACCUGUGAGUUGACAACUGUAAAUUGAAGGUUGUUUAUUCGAUCGUAAUUUGUAAUAUACACAAAUUAACCUGCGGUAGUCGGCGAUGAUAAUAAAUACUGUAAUUUAACAUUCGCA
This is a messenger RNA of Anopheles coustani, 5277 nucleotides long. It is a transcript of the gene bin3, whose product is annotated as 7SK snRNA methylphosphate capping enzyme bin3. The transcript has 5 exons. Gene Ontology annotation, molecular function: RNA methyltransferase activity; O-methyltransferase activity; snRNA binding. The record is from RefSeq and is a predicted model, not a curated record. Gene Ontology annotation, biological process: snRNA modification. Lineage: Eukaryota; Metazoa; Arthropoda; Insecta; Diptera; Culicidae. The coding region runs from base 418 to 4617 and encodes 1399 amino acids.